CGGAAGAAUAGAUGAAAUACCACCCAGUAUGCUUACCCACAUUAUGACCCAGGGGACAAUUAUUUGUUGCCUUCUAUACGUGCUCUUUCCAAAAAAAAAAUGUCUGCCUUGCUGUCGCCUUUGCUUGUUAUUUGUUGCCUUCUCAUUUCUAAAUCUGCUCAUCAAGAAAUGUAUGUGCGGCUCGCAGAUGGCCAGCCUGUACAGCAAUAUUGUGUGGACUACGUCGGCGGAGCAUAGCACGCAGCUAGAAGCGAUGAGCGAUGAGGAUUUCGCCGAAGCAGUGAAUAGGGCAUUGAAUGAUGAUUACUCUCCCCCCCCGCCAUCGCAGAUUGCAAAGCUCGUCCCAUCUAUCCUGCCAUCGCCCUUGUCCCUUUUUGCCGGAGGACCACGGGAGUUCGAGCCGCCACCACGGGUGACAGGAGCUGUUGGGAAGCGGUUAUCCUUCCCACUUUCUUUAUCCUUUACAGGAAAGUACGUACUACCAAGAAUGGCACUGGUCGGGGAUGCUGCCCAUACUGUGCACCCCUUGGCCGGCCAAGGUGUGAAUUUGGGCUUCCUAGAUGCAGCUGCUCUUGCUAGAGUGAUUGGGAACGGCAUCAAGGAUGGAAGGGAGAUUGGUGAUCUGCUACUUCUGGAGGAGUACCAAGCAGAGCGGCAAAAGGAGAAUUUGCGGAUGAUCGCAGCAUUGCACGCACUGCAGCGUGUUUUCUGUACACAGAAUUGGCCGCUGCCCCUCCUGCGCAACAUUGGGCUUGAUGCUGUGCAAAUUCUCACACCCGUCAAGAAUCGUAUCAUGAGUUAUGCUAUGGGCCUGCAAGGAUGGAAAUGAUGAUUGAAUAACAAGAUCGCAUUGUACAAAAAAGGAACUGAAAGAUUAUUAAAAAUAAAUAAAAAAGGAGCCAAAGGAUAUUGCAUCGUACAAAGAAAGAACUGAGAGAUAGUUCAGACCAUCUCUUGCUCACGACUAGAGUUGGGUCCUUAGUUUGAGGCCCAUCUUCUAGCCAAAUUUGACUGAAUAGUCAGAGAUUCGGCGGGACGUUUUGGAUCCUUCUUGCACCCUGCGCCAUUCCUUCGGGUGGUGUUCAAGUUCUUUGAUGUCCUUGAGUGGUUUGUGGAUCUUACAAGAAUCGGAUUCGAUCACUCUCACUUUCUCAUAAUGAAGACCUCUUUAACGU
Messenger RNA from Chara braunii, 1175 nucleotides. The record is from the annotation of a GenBank genome assembly. Lineage: Eukaryota; Viridiplantae; Streptophyta; Charophyceae; Charales; Characeae.